Rotaria sp. Silwood2 is the source of this 357-nucleotide messenger RNA. NCBI's taxonomy places the organism in Eukaryota, Metazoa, Rotifera, Eurotatoria, Philodinida, Philodinidae. The record is from the annotation of a GenBank genome assembly.
AUGUCAGCCGGAAUCAAGGGUAUGACUUAUUCUUAUAAUUCAAAUUCGCGUCCACAAAUGCGUGCAAUUGAACUUUCAAUACCCUUCAUUCAACGAGCGAUUGAAGUUCUCGAUCUUUCUUCUUUACCAUCGACACAACCAGUAAUUAUUGCUGAUUUUGGUUCAUCACAUGGUUUAAAUUCAAUGUAUACUAUGAAAGUAAUCAUUGAAAAUUUAAAAACAUCUAAAAAUAAACAGCGAUCAGUUCUUGUCAUUCAUAACGAUUUACCAACGAAUAAUUGGACAAUACUUUUCGAUCUACUCAAUAAAGAAAACAGUUCUUUUGGUUUAGCCAAUGGUCGAUCAUUUUAUGAAUAA